Messenger RNA from Pocillopora meandrina, 7037 nucleotides. The record is from the annotation of a GenBank genome assembly. Lineage: Eukaryota; Metazoa; Cnidaria; Anthozoa; Scleractinia; Pocilloporidae.
GUCACAUGCUUAGAACUAACAAGUGGAAAGUUCAACCCCAUUCUAUUUGAGGUAUGUUUGAAAAUCGUCUCAUCAUUUCUUCAUUCAGAAAAUUCAAUUUCAUAGUUUUCGUUUAGGAGGAAUUACUAAAUAAUUACAUAAUGAGAGCAAAAUCAAUUGGAACGAAUUAUAAUGGCGCAAAUUUUCUGAUUACUCAAAAACCUGAUCUUAUGUUGGCUAUAUUAACACGAGACAUUGAACUCAUGGAGCUCAUUCUAUGUUAUAACGUGGUGGGUCUGUUUACAACGGUUCAAAGGACCGUAGCGUGAUUCGUGUCCAGUCAAGAGAAUAAGAACUGGGUUUGUGUCUAAUCUAUUGUAACCGUAAAUUUAAGGCCGGCUUUCAACAGCCCAGGCCUUGAUGAGCUCGUUCGCAAACAAGUAAACACGAAAUUCAAGCAUAAUCAUCCGAACAUGUCACUACGGCGUUCCUUUGUUGAUAUCAGCGUCCUACUAAAAGCUGGAAGGAAAGAGUUUUCACCCCAUCAAAGCCUUGAUUUUUCUUUUGUGCGACGACCUUAAAAGCGCUCAAACCGUGAAGAUCAACCCUUCACUUGUGGCAAGUUGUUUAGCUUUUUGCUCCAAAACAGGUUAGGAGAAUGCCUUGGAGCUUUUCCUUUACUUUCAAGUUUGUUGCAUGUGAUUAAAAAUGUGACCAAGACCAUCUUUGUGCAUGAGUUGAUUGUAGAUGCUGUCUUACAUUCGCUCUCUCUCCGGCAUGAACGGCAUGCUCUCUCUUCGUCCUAACGGUAACCAAAAUAUGCCACACUUAUGUAAUUUGACAUAAUCUCUGCACUGAACACGUGCAUUACUAGGUCAAAGAGAGGCAGACAUGAACAUUUUUUUCACUCUCAACUUCCGAUAACCGGCCUACCUUUCUUAUCAAUAACACUGCUAAUGUAAGUCCUUUACAACAAAUGUUGCGAUACAUGGAAUGCUUGCAAUGAUAGCAAGCAUUUCAGCAGCUAGAAAAUAAGUUGGAAUAUGGAACCGCUUUAUCUUGAAAGGCAAUACCAGCUGUAAGACGUCUCUAUCGAUCUUUAUAGGAUUAAUAUAACAUGGCUACUUAAUUAGCUUUAGAAUAUGCGGCGUGUUCAACGUUAUUGCAUUAAAUGCAACUAAUAAAUCCCUGCAACAAGGAAAAUCUCUUGAUUUUUCAGGAAUUGAUCCGUUUAACUAAAGGAAUCUUUUAUUACAGAUCUAUGUUUGAAAUCAAUUUGCACGUAAUAAUGCUUACCGACGAAACUCUUCACAUGCAUUAUCUGAGAGUUAAUUAAAUAAAUGGUAUGAACUUUUUAUUGGAUUAAUUGAAAAAUUCCGAAGGCUGACAGGGAGGUAUAUCGCGGUGCAUUCUCUUGAUGCAAUCAGCCCUACAAGCAAAUUGUACACAUGAUAAAAUGUACAGUUUAAGUGUGGGCGACGUAAGGGACACACCUUAAAAGUACUCGCAGCUUCCGCUUCAAAUCUUUUGGGGAGUCAUACCGGUUUAGCUAGUUUCCGCUCGAAAAGCAACUUUCACUUAUUGUAGUCUGGUUAUUUUGGCACGUUUCCACUGCGAAUUAGUGAACAAGAAUGUUAUUUUGCUCUUCUUUUUUCCAAAAACUUUCCUUUAUCGAUGGAUACUUCCCAUUUUCGUAUUUCCACAACUUUUUUUUGAUACCUUUUUUUGUUUGACUGUUCCCACCAUCCCGAGGGGAACUGGGACACAAAAAACGUGCAGAAAUACGCGCCCCUGUCCAAAGUUUGUUCGCUGAGCGAUCAUCAAACACUUCACUUGAUUGGCCGGUUUCCAUGAGAAAUCCAAUAUUCACAUGUUUUUGUACCUCAUACGUGCUAUUGUCGAAAUGCAUAUGCUUUUCAAGUUGUAUCGACCGCGUGAGAAAAAAGAGUCAUUCAAUUUUGAGAGAGUGUAUUGAGGAACGCGGUUAGAGUAUUUCAACAGUGCAAGGUGUGCUUCUUAAUGUUUUGAUUAAUUUUUUGUUUGUUUGUUUUUCUUUCUUGCACCCAUAUAUAUAUAUAUAUAUAAUGAAAAACCGAUUAACGUCUAGUCUGCAACUCAUUUACAGUCGUUAAUGUAUAUUUAUGCUUUAUUGUUGUGCCCUGACGCUGAUUGACCACAAAGAGAGCAUGAGACGUAAAAGAACGUGUUCAGCGAAUCCUUCAAACAUCACAAAUGUCCACGCGGUGGUGCUUGGGUUGGAUGGCGUCGGAAAAUCAGGUAUGUCAGAUAAGUUAUAGCCUUGAGUAUCACUGUAUCAUUACAACAAAAGCUGCAGUUGACUCUCAAAAUAGCCCCCUCCGCCAAGAAAAAGGCACCGGGGAACUAUCGUGGAACUAUCGGAGGAAACGGAACGAGAUUUCUUGGGAUAACCAAAGAUGGACUGGUGUCCCAUCCGAGGGGAGCCUGUAGCAAUAUUGUUUAUCAUUUCAUGCUACGGGAAUCAGACCGCUAGGAUCAUAAACUGGCCCAUGAAAACAAACCUUAGAUUCAACUUUCCAGCAACGUAGUCCAUGAAAAGGCUUGACUUCUGAAACCAAACUAAGACUUUCGGAGCUAUGAAGUAAUCUGUUUCAGAAGUAAGGGAACACAACAAAAUGCCAGGAGUUGGUUGACAUUUCUAACUCAUAAAGUUAAAUUUAAAGAAGUUAUAUACCAAGUAAAAUAAAUGUAUUUUUUUUUGUGGACGAUCAUUCGUCUUUAACUGCUUGAAAGGAUGUUUAACAGCUUUCAUCAGGUGCAGGAAAACCGAUAAAUUAUGCAUAUCAAUUACGAGAGUUUUAUCGAUUAUCUUUGUCUUGUAGUGACUUCGCAAUCAAUUAUGAUCAUCAAUUUAGGAACUUGCUCUCACUAAUAAACAGAAAAGUGAAUAAUCAGGCCAAAAUAAUUGAUUUUCAGAGGGUUCCUAAAAUAACCCAGCGUAUAAAAACAUAUGUUUUGAUAUAAUUUUUCAGUUAUCAGUCAGGCAUCGACGUGGGUAUCAUAAAGAUAUCAUGAGCGAUUGCAAUUGUUUCAGAAUGCGAUCAAAUCAAGUGGCUUUCUUAUAUUCUCGAGAUUAAGAUCGCGGUCUUUUUCUGAAAGCUACGCGCGUGUUGACGUUUUUCCAAACACCGCAACAGUUGUCCAAUUACGAUAAAAGGUUCACCCCAAGAAAGCGGCCAAAAAAAUGGAGAUAUAUAAGCUCAAAUAGCAGAUAUUGACUUGGCUACCAGGCGUACCUCUUCAAACGCCCCCAGUAAUCGCUAUUUCAAUAAAGUAUUUUCACAGAAUUUCGCACAACGCCCAGCUGAAAAGUUUUGUUAUUAGUGAAACAUUGGAAAAAGAAUGACAAGAUCUGUCGCGCACCUGUAAGGCAGACGAGGGCGCAGACUGAAAUCUCUCUAGCAUCUUCAGAUAAAACACUUGACUAUCAGCCAUUCAGACACCGCCAAUGAAACUGAGUAAAUUUGCUCUAACUUCAAAGAAUUCAUUCAGAAGAAUGACCCACAACAACCCAUGAGUGGGUAUCAACAGUACCACAAAAUAAGGCAACAAUGAACAUUUACCGAGGGAACAAAACGGGUGCAUAUGCAUAAUCUUUUUGAUCCUAAUGAAGUGCUUCGCGUGAGAACUCAGUGGAACAAAGUGAAAUCACACUUUAAGGCAUCCAAGAGGUCACGUUUAAGGGUGUACUAAUCGUUUUCAAAUAACGAUAACAAUGAAAUGAGUUCACUAAGCUACGUCUUUGUCUCAACAACUGCUGGCUCAGUCUUUAACACUCAGGGUGAAGUCCAAAUGAAAUACAAAUACUUCCGGUAUCUGAAUACACUGCUGUUGAAACUUAUCUAACAUACAAAAUAGUGUAACACAGUGAAUAACACCGAUUCAAACUGAACUUCCAUGGAAAACUGGAGAAGAUACUGAAAGUAAACAACUUCACCGGUGGCGCAUGAUGCUGGAUUUUACAUUUGAACAUAUCCAACAUUCUAUGCAGUGCGUGCUAACAUGAUGGGUAUUUCAAAAUUAUCAGUGUUCUCUCAAUUAUUAAGUUGCAUAGAACAAGAUACGUGACACUUCGGACUUUUUCAUGUUCAAAAACGUUCACCACAUUCAAGUACUGAGGGCUUAUUGCUUGAAUUCCUUUCAUUGCUUCGUAGUUCUUAAAGUUCCAUAGAAGAUCAUCAAUGAAGUGGUUGUUUCAGUAGUUAUAUAGAAAAAAUCCCACAGUUGCAAUCGAUCUUCGUUUGCACAAUGACAAAGAAUUCUAUACAAACAAAAGGACACGGAAAACUCUGUAAGACGUUUAACCAAACGAAAAUAUUUUUUCAGAACCAGAGAACGUGAGAACAGCGAGUAAGAGAGCACUGAACAAAACGUAUGCGAGAAAAACUCGGUGUCACAAUGAGACCUCCCUAAAGACCUUUGGCAGUAGAGAGCUUAUAUAUCAUAUUUGGUGAUUUCAGUUAAAAUGGCAUGGCCUACGUGAUACAAAUGGAUCUUAACGAUCAUCAGCUUCUAAUACUUAACCGCAGAAACCAUGACACUUCCUCUUUCUACGCUGCAGUUCUCGAGGUCAACGUCUUCAAGUCUGUAUGUUAAACCGCAAGACAACUUUCGACCAUUUAGACAAAAAAAACAAAACAAAAAACAAGACAAAACAAGAGAGGGUGCUUGAUUUUAAGGCGCAAUCUUUUUUUAACGAAAGGAUCGCAUGACUUUUUUGACAUACCCCUCAGGGCACAGCUGUGAUACAUUUUUUUUUCACACAAAGUCGACAAAUAAAAGAAACGAAGAACCUUUAGAUAGAAAAACAUGUCUGGGUGUCCAGCAUACCUCCUCUCAGACCGUCAACUGUUGACUUUUCCCCUUGUGAUCUAAGUAUUGGCCUCGUUCAAAUUUCAAUUUCCUUGUGAAGGAGGUUGUUCUUGCAAACUUUAAGGCCAUCUGAACGGUUGAAAUUAUUUUCUUUUUCUUGAUUGACUGGUACAGAAGAUAAGAAAGGAAACCUUAUUUGAGUGUCAGGUCUAAAAUUAAAUCCAGAGACACUAAGUGGGGAAACUGUCCUUAACAUCUAGGCUCCUAAGAAUUUGAAAAUCAAAAUCCUUAAGUUUGAAAUUAUUCUGAUUACUAUUAUUAUUAUUAAGAGAAAGUACGUCGUAGAUACAAAUUCGAACUGAGUACACAAUGUAUGCACAAUAAACACAAUUUAAUAAAUAGUUUGAUAGGGUCAAAAACUUAAUUCAUGAAAGAAUUCUUAAGAAUGCUUAAGGCGAUGCCUAUUUAUCCAGUGAACUGUCUCUUGGAUUAACUCUCGUUUCAGCUCUCACUGUCCGAUUCUUGACCAGACGGUUUAUUGGAGAGUAUGAUGAAAGUUUAGGUGAGUGGCAAACUAAAGCCCCCAAGCACAGCCCCUACUUCGCUAUGAGUACAGUAUCUAACUCAAACCAUCCCCUCCUCCCACCGUCAACUCAUCCAUCGACUAUUCGAGGGUCUCAACGGAGUUAACCGUAAGCCGUAAAAGGGCCAAAAAGUUCAGCGGUUAGGUGUAAACUUAGGUGUCACUUUUUUUACCCUUAGUUGUGGAAAAAGUUAACCGUAAUUUUUUUUCCAAUCGUAACGGAAGGAAGUUUACCGUAAGCCAUGUAAGCCGUAAGAACCCCACAGAGACCUUAAGUCCUCUUGAUUCGAUGAUGGGCAACCUUAAAACUGUGAAAAAUUAUUUUGCACAAGCUCACAUCAGACAAGUAAAUGGGGUCAGCGAAGGAAACUUCAUACCGUCUCUCCCUUUUUGACAUUGACAAGCUGAAACGAGGAUAUUACAACUUAAUAUUUGACAAAUUUUUCUUUUACAACCUGCAUUUCUUUUGAACAAGAUAAUUUAUAAUGAUACUGUAAUCAGAACGUCAUACAUUGAACCAUGUUUGGUAUGGGCGAGAUUGGAUUGAGAAAUUUUCCUUAUGUUCGUCUCCGUUUUUAUUCAAUUUAAUAGAGAUGACUUAUCGACAUCACAUGACACUGGAUGGGCAAUACCUAGCCCUUGACAUCAUGGACACAGCCGGAGAGGUAAAUAUCAUAUGCAUAAUCAAAUUGACGGGGUAGAAUAAAAAAGAAGCGGUGCGUAUACCACUCUAUCAUUAAAUAACCGAAAACAUAUCGCAACUCUUUCGCAAAGGUUCGCGUAAGGUUCGCGAUGGCCUCGAAAGAGCUGCAAGUCCAACAAAGUGGUGAUCGCACUGCCGUAUGUUAAUGUUUCCCCGAUAGUCCGCUGGUAUCCACUUAAACCCCUGGGUGGGAAAUAUCACUGUAACAGUGAUAUGUUUUGCUCUCAAAUUUUCUUCAUACAACCGAGCAAGGCUACAAAACAGUCCUCUCGGACUACAAUCCACGAGCCUCGUGAGUACCAAAGUUUCCGGGGAACUAAGCACUGGGCCACCGCCUCUAACUCAACAAAGCAGGUCAUCAACUACAGAAAUUAUUAUUUUUCUUUCCUCCAGAAUACGACACAGAAGUUGGAGAAAUGCGCAUCUUUUGGGGAAGUUUUCUUUAUUCUCUUCUCUAUCACUGAUCGAGUUUCAUUUUUGGAGGCAAAACGUUUGGGGAAAUACAUACAGGGAGUGAAAGUCAAUGAUUGUGUUAUGAUUCUAGUUGGUACAAAGACAGACCUGUGUCGUUACAGAAGAGUCUCGAGAAACGAAGGGUAUGAAUUUGCUAGGGAAAUAAGGUCUGUAUUCUGCGAGAUUUCAGUCUCGGAGGGAUUCGUCGAAACAAACUCUCUGUUGAAUGAUUCACUGAGACUGCAUUUGAGCAAUAAAACCGACCAGGAAAAUGGCGACAAAGAGAAAGCGGGUCCUUUGUCAAGGAUGAAAGAAGGUUUUAAAGGGAUCUACACAAGGAGAAAGUCAUGUUCACUUUAAAUAUUCUAAGACUGGCUUUGAUGUAUAAUUGUAUCGCGCUUAGGAACAAGGCAACGCCUGGGGAGGGGGGAGGUGGCAACAUUUUGGGGAUCACAUGGUUUUCAGGAG